This is a messenger RNA of Stereum hirsutum FP-91666 SS1, 1041 nucleotides long. RefSeq lists its product as uncharacterized. Lineage: Eukaryota; Fungi; Basidiomycota; Agaricomycetes; Russulales; Stereaceae. The record is from RefSeq and is a predicted model, not a curated record. Gene Ontology annotation, cellular component: nucleus. Bases 1 to 1041 code for a protein of 346 amino acids. Gene Ontology annotation, biological process: nuclear protein quality control by the ubiquitin-proteasome system; proteasome localization. The transcript has 3 exons.
AUGACACACCCCCUGCACCACCUCGCCGCCCCUGCCACUCAGCCAUCAUCUCGCCUCAAACGCAGAUUCGAGCCUGAAGACGAGAACGACACGGGCCCUCAGAGGCCCAGUCCAGGCGCACGGGAUGAGUCAAUGGACAGGAGUCCUACUCCAGAGCGGCCAAAGAGAGGGGUGCCUAAGAGGGCUCGCACUUCUCCAGCGACCAAUAUACUCGGUUCGAAGGAUGUGAAGGAGAACAAGUCGGCAGAUUCUGAUAACGAUGUGGAUGUCGGUGUGCUGCUCGCGAGCUUGCCUUCACAGUCGCUCUUGCCUAUCCUGACCUCACUCAUAUCCUCGCAACCCUCGCUCAAGUCCCAUGUACUCUCACUCAUACCCCGCCCAUCUCUGGACACGGCCCUUCAAGCCCUCCAGCAGUCUGCCAAGAAACUCCGUGACGCAUACCCAUACUCGAAUCUACCACAGCCCACGCCACCUUCAUCCUCUUUCGGUUUUGGUUUCGGAUCAGCGUCCACUUCCCGAUCACCUACUUUCGGCGCCUCUUCCAGUAACGGCGGCAUGCGGCAGGAAUACAUUGUGUCCCGCCUCACACCUCACAUCAACGAAUUUACGUCCGCGUGUCUAUCAUAUCUUCCCUACUUUUCCUUACUCCCCUCAUCCUCUCCGGCCCGACCAACGCCUUCGUCUCCCACCCAUGGACCUCAGCGGGACAAGCUCCACCCCACCGAGACUUUCACAUUCCUCUCGUCCCUUACCGGACACAUUCUGUCUCAGCCACCCCUCACUCAAGCAUCGCUCGUCCCAGCUCUUCUCCCACGUCUUCUGGAUGAAUGGAAGGCCUGGGUGGAUCAUGUUAGCGAGGUAGUUAAUAAGCAGGGAGGCAUGUUCGGUGGAGAAACAGUGCGUGGCUGGGAGCGUGCGUUGGACGAGUUUGCAGAGGCCAAAGACCAUGGAUUGGAGGCGUUCAGGGAGGUUCGAGAUCGGUGGGUGGCGCAGGUCGGUUGGCUGGUCGGGCGGCAGCACCAUCGCAUGAUGGACUUGUAA